CACACCUACAUCCACAGGCAUAUUCACACAGUAGCUCCAACGCAUAUAGAUACAUAUACACAGUCACACAUAUACAUAUGCUGCUGAGACAUACAACGGCUUUUGCACACACACACACACACACUCACACUCACACGCGCGCAUACACAAACACGUACACCCAAAGGCAUAUUUACACAGCAGUUCCUACAUAGACACAAUCACUUUAUAUACACACACUUAUAUAGAAUGUACAAGAGUCGCGGUGGUGUUGGUGGGGAGCGCCAUGUUGGUCCAGUUCGGGUGGAAUUAUUGCAUCCCAAGAAGGAGCUUGCAUCCCAAGGGCAACAUUAUUAGCUAAACAUGGCUAUUUAUAACUCUAAUUUGUUACCAAGAUGGUAGCACUUUGACGCAGGUGAGUUCCAACUGUACGGAGGGGACAUUUUUGCUCAGUUUGCGGCUCAAUACUCACUCUCAUCUAGUCAUGACAGAAAUUAAAGACAGUCAGUGGCCGAUACAUGAUGUGCAGAUCCUGGAGACCCCAAAUUUCACAGUGCCCAGCCAAAAUAAAAUGAACACCUCUGAUUCCUUCUCUAUGGAUAAUUUACAAAGCCUGGAUCCUCGGAAGCAAGAAUUACUAGAAGCUCGCUUCUUGGGGAGCAGGUUUCAGCCACUAAACCAACAUGGCCAGACACAAUCACAACCACAGGCUACACCGGUAACACAAAUACAACACAAUCCACAUGUAUCUCAUUUGGAUAACAACUCCAAUCUGAGUACGGGAUCUAUAGAACUCAAAGAUGAUGAUAUGCCACAGACGCCUGACAAAACGAAAACGCCUACAGAACGGAAGCGCAAACGAAAAAAUAAUGUAGAUAAUAAUUGUGAAGCAGGUGCAGUUUUAAAGGUGGUACGUCCAGAAGCCAAUGGGAAAAAAAUUAAUGAAUAUUUCAAGCAAAGUCAAUCCCCUGGUCGAAGUAGUGGUGUCAGUUCAACAGGAGCUAAAUCUCCCUCUCCACAAGCAAUGCAAUAUUAUGGUUUUGCCAGCGCAUCACCACAGAGUAGUCAGACACAAAGUCAUGGAAGUCUGACUAGCUCUGAUAGCAUCACAUUUCCAGGGCGAUCGGCACCAACGACGACGUGCACAUGUUCCAAAUCAGCACAGACGGAUCUAACCUUAGUCCAGCUACAUGCUAUCGAAUGCAAGUCAACGUCGGAUUUGGAACAGAAGGACAGCAGAAUAGAAGAACUUAUUAGGCAAAAUGAAGAAUUGAGACGACAGCUCAAUGCACAACAGAAACUACUGGAAAAACAUAAAGAAAACCUUCAAAAAUGUUUAGAAGUUAAUAAAUCUCUUUUAAUAGAAAAAAGUCUUUUAGAAAAGAAAACUACGCGACAGAAGUGCAUGGAAAACCGGUUACGGUUGGGGCAGUUUGUGACGCAGAGACAGGGAGCUUCAUUUGUUGAAAAUUGGGUAGAUGGUUGGGCUUUCACAGAUUUAAUAAAGCAACAAGAAAAAAUAGCUUCAGAAAGAGAAGACAUUGAAAAACAGAGAAAGCUCCUAGUAAAGAAAAAGCCUCCUAGUUCUUCAAUGUUAGCAAAAAAUUCCAAACAUGAAAACUUUCUGAAACCAGGUGAAAAAUGGUUGACGCUGGUGGAAUAUUAUGAACAAGAUGAAAUCCUCAAAUUACGACAGGCAGCAUUAAAGAAAGAAGAUGCAGAUUUACAGCUGGAAUUAGAGAAGUUGGAGAGGGAAAGAAAUUUGCAUAUACGAGAGCUGAAACGGAUACACAAUGAAGAUAAUUCUAGAUUUAAAGAUCAUCCCAUAUUGAAUGAAAGGUAUUUGCUGCUGUGUUUGUUAGGAAAAGGUGGUUUUAGUGAGGUACAUAAGGGGUUUGAUUUAAAAGAACAGAGAUAUGUUGCCUGUAAAAUUCAUCAGCUUAACAAAGACUGGAAAGAUGAUAAAAAAGCCAAUUAUAUCAAACAUGCUUUAAGAGAAUAUAAUAUACACAAAAGCCUUGACCACCCGCGGAUAGUACGGCUAUAUGAUGUGUUUGAAAUUGAUACAAAUUCCUUCUGUACUGUGUUAGAAUACUGUGAUGGCAACGACUUGGAUUUCUACCUCAAGCAGAACAAGUGCAUUCCUGAAAAGGAGGCACGCUCCAUUAUCUGUCAGACUGUCAGUGCUCUCAAAUACCUAAAUGAAAUUAAGCCACCUGUGAUACAUUAUGACCUUAAACCUGGUAACAUCCUGCUAGGGAGUGGGUCAGUGAGUGGAGAGAUUAAAAUUACAGACUUUGGUCUAAGCAAGAUCAUGGAUGAUGAAAAUUAUUCUGAUGCAGGCAUGGACCUAACGUCUCAAGGUGCUGGUACUUACUGGUAUUUGCCACCAGAAUGUUUUGUGGUUGGCAAGACUCCUCCGAAAAUUUCUUCCCGAGUGGAUGUUUGGUCUGUUGGUGUGAUAUUUUACCAGUGCCUAUAUGGUAAAAAGCCUUUUGGGCACAAUCUGUCUCAAGCUGCCAUUCUGGAAGAAAACACGAUAUUGAAAGCUACAGAUGUAGAAUUUCCUUCAAGACCGCCAGUUAGUAGUGAAGCAAAGUCGUUUAUAAGGAAAUGCUUACAAUACAGAAAAGAAGACAGACCUGAUGUGUUAACACUUUCCUUCGACGACUAUCUCAAACCCACAGCUUUAAAGUCAAAACAUUUUGGUGAAAGCAUUUGUGGCUCAUCUGGUGUUUCUUCCACUCCCUUGCCGGGGCCAUCACUCACCAUCAGUCAAACUCCCAACUUCACAUUUGGAGAUAAGCAUUCAUAGCCACUAUUAAUGUCACCGCUAUAACGUGGUUCAGUCAUCAGGAAGAGAAAUGGUCGGGGAGCUAGCGAUGAUGAGAGAGAGGGAGUGUGGGCAUUAAGAGGGAGAAAAAAAAAGAGAGAGAGAGAUAGGGUGGUUGUGUUGUUGUUGGUGGUAGUAGUUGGAGUAGGCAAAGGCACAUGUAUGUAUAUAUAUGUAUGUAUAUGCGGGAAGCGGUGGGGGGGAAGUGUGUGUGUAUGUGAGAUAGUGAGAGAGAGAGAAGAGAAAGAGAGAGGGUGAAAGGUGAGAUUGAAACGAAGAAUCGGAAGAAUCGGUGUGUAGAGAGAAAGGAAGGAAAGACAGACACAGAUGAAGAGAAAGAGAGAGGACAAUCUAAUGAGUGUUUGGUUGGGCGAAGAAAGACGAGAUAGAAUGGGGUGGAUGGGUAGGGUGUGGGGUUGGGGGUUUGAUAAAGAACACCAACACUCCUGCCCGCCUCUCAUCCGUCUCAGAAAGGAAAAGAAGAAGAAGGAAAUAUAAAAAAAAAAGACACAAGCAACAACAACAGCAUCGACAUUUACCACAACUACUACAACAACAACUACAACAGCAACUAUAAGAGAACUUCAACAAGGUGGAGGGAGCUGCUAUUUCUAUCAAGGAACCAAGCUGCUAACACUGACCACCACAAUCAUCAUCAUCAUCAUCAUCAUCAUCAUCAUCACCGUCACCACCACCACCAACACUGUGUCGCCACAAACACCUCCACCACUGUCCACUGCGCCAGAGUUUUGUUGGUCAUUUUCAUUCGGUUGUUUAAGAUGACGAUGACGACGACGAAGAAGAAGACUGGAAGAUCCCAUGAGUGGAUAUUUACAUCAUCUCUUGUGGCAAACUGAUCAUCUGUGACCACCACCACCAUUACCAUCAUCAUCAUCAUCAUUAUCACCACCAUCAUCACCAACACCCACACUAUCAUAACCACUACAACUACUACUACCACCACCACCACCACCAAAAGAUGUACAAGUAGAGAUUCUCUUCCUCUUCCUCCUCCUCCAGCUGAGCCUCCUACUACUACCACUGUCAGUCCUCCUCCUCUUCUUUCCCCCCUCUUCAUUCUUGCAAAUACAUGCCUAUUGUAGAUGGCGCUGCUUGCUGCUGUCACUUUCUGCUCUGGUCCGCCAUCACACCCCCUUCUCUCCCCUCCCAAUGACACAAGCCAUCCAACCUCACACACACACAAUAACACAUGCACACAUACACAUUAUAGUGUAUGUGUUUGUAUUUGUGUAUUUAUAAGUAAAGUGUGUGUGUAUACAUACACACACACAGAUAUAUAUAUAUGUAUGUAUAAAUGUAUAAACACACACACAUUCACUCAUUUACUCACACAUACACACUCGCUGAGUCACCACUUACACUCAGCAAUGCAUAAUCACACACUGAUGUCAAUUCACAUUAGCAAAUGCACACACACAUACAUACACACACACACACACAAACACAAAGGUGAGAGAAAGAGGGAAAAGAGAGAGAGAGAGAGGAAGGCAGACAUGGCUGAUCACUCCUUGCCAAGUUCACUAGCUCACCCUCCCCCCUGUUCCCUCCCCCUAUCCGAUAGUGACUCUUUAUUUGAGAAAAAGACAGAAAGAAAGUAAGAACGAAAGAAAGAAAAUAAGUAAGAAAGAAAGAGAAAAGAAUAAUAUAAACAAAUAAACACAUUGAAAAAAA
Octopus sinensis (East Asian common octopus) is the source of this 4504-nucleotide messenger RNA. RefSeq names its product serine/threonine-protein kinase tousled-like 2. The transcript is spliced from 23 exons. The record is from RefSeq and is a predicted model, not a curated record. Gene Ontology annotation, biological process: chromosome segregation; peptidyl-serine phosphorylation; intracellular signal transduction. Gene Ontology annotation, molecular function: ATP binding; protein serine/threonine kinase activity. Gene Ontology annotation, cellular component: nucleus. NCBI's taxonomy places the organism in Eukaryota, Metazoa, Mollusca, Cephalopoda, Octopoda, Octopodidae. The coding region runs from base 464 to 2794 and encodes 776 amino acids.